AUGCCUCGGGUCCUCAUCUUAGGCGCAACUGGCUACAUCGGCCUGCGCAUCGCCCGCGCUCUCCUUGCAACAGGUAACUACACCGUCUGGGGCAGUGCCCGCAGCGCCGCCAAAGCCACGUAUCUCCUGCAAAACGAGAUCUACCCCGUAGAGUCCGACAUCACCGACCCUUCCACCCUCGCCGGCACGAUAGCAACCUUGAACAUCGACAUUGUCGUCGACGCAACAACCGCUUACGACGCCGCCGCCGCCAUCCUGGAAGGGGUUCUGACCGCCGCCCAGACGCGACGCACCGCGCUCUUAGCCGAUAACAUCCACCAUUUCCCGAAGCUAGGUUUCGUGUAUUCCUCUGGUGCCUGGGUCUAUGGCUCCCCCAGCACGCGAGUAAGCGAUCUCUCGCCUGUGGGGAGUCGAUUGUCCCAGGCACAGCCAGCGCCGAUCUAUGCCUGGCGUCCGAGACAUGAGCAGGCUGUUCUUGAUGCGAGGGAGUUGCUGGAUGUGGCCAUCUUGCGUCCCUGCGCGGUCUACGGGGGGUCAUCGUGGGUGUACGGCGUUUGGUGGAGGGAUUUGCUUUCGCUUUCCCCUUCUGCCCCGCCGGAUGGGAAGACGGGACGGGACCCCGCAACGGGUCAAGUGAAGGAGCAAGGACAAAUCAGCGUCCCCGCUCGCCCGGGAGCGAGGGUCGGCACGGCGCAUGUGGACGAUAUUGCGACGGCAUUUGUGGCAGCCAUCGAGCGGCUGGACGGUCGUCUGGGGACUUGGCCGUUGUUCGAUCUGGUGACGGAGAUUUUGUCUGUGAAGGAGAUUGUGGAGGCGGCGCGGACGGCAUUAGGGAGGGAGGAGCCCGUCAUUUUGACUGGUCCCGGCGACGAUGGAUUUCUUCAGGGGAUGAGUCUGGUUGCGAUCCUUCUCCUUCUUGUUCUACUUCCUAGUUGGUGCAGGGAAGGGAAGAGACGGUCAUUCCGUUGGUGA
This is a messenger RNA of Penicillium cataractarum, 972 nucleotides long. RefSeq names its product NAD-dependent epimerase/dehydratase family protein. NCBI's taxonomy places the organism in Eukaryota, Fungi, Ascomycota, Eurotiomycetes, Eurotiales, Aspergillaceae. The record is from RefSeq and is a predicted model, not a curated record. The transcript has 2 exons. The coding region runs from base 1 to 972 and encodes 323 amino acids.